Molecule: messenger RNA, 2412 nt
Organism: Styela clava
Lineage: Eukaryota; Metazoa; Chordata; Ascidiacea; Stolidobranchia; Styelidae
Product: shieldin complex subunit 2-like
Biological process (GO): regulation of double-strand break repair via homologous recombination
Cellular component (GO): nucleus; site of double-strand break
Source: RefSeq, a predicted model, not a curated record
UUUAGUCGUUGGUAAGUGUUAAUGCCCUUAGUGUUGCAUUUGCAUGCGGGUUGUAGUUUAUAACGGAUACUAUCCACAUUUCGGCAUGAUGCGCCUAUUUAGUUACAUAUUUGAUCAUAAAAGCUAUUUACGUCACAAACUUAGUGAGAAAGUUUACUUCAUCCCAAUGCACUAGUUUUCUUUGGUGACGCGAACCAAUGACAUAUCAACAGUGGCGUAUCUACUUAAAAUGGCGCCCAUAGCAAAGUCUAAAAUUGCGCCCCCAUGAUACUUGUAUGACGAUUUGUAAUGAUUAUUAAUGGUUUAGGAUACUUCUACGUUAAUAUUUGUUAUUAAGUUUCAGUUAUUCCCAACUAGAAAUUAUUUUAUUGAAACGUUUUAUUAAUAAUACUUUUCGCCUUUUUUGCACCCUUGUUCAAACGGCGCCCAUGGCACGAGCCAUGGCUGCCACACCCUAGAUACGCCACUGCAAAUCAACUGCAUUAACAUGUCAUUGGUUGAGAUCACAAUCCGUCGUCGGCAAUUUGCUGGCUCUAGCUAGCGUGUACAAACUGUUUCCAGGAGUCUAGUACUUCUUUGGCUGUACAUCAAGGUUGAGGGCAAGGCACUAAGCUCUAGAAUUAUGUAAAUAUGGAUUUUGGAUAUAUAGAUGAAGAUUCUAUGAAGUUGUGCAUAGCUGAAAUGUAUGACAAUUUCGAGACAAGACAGCAAAAAAUUAUUCAACAACAAGUGUUGAAAAAAGAUUUUCUGUCAAUGGAAGAAAAUCACAACUUAUUAACAACAGCAACUAGUCAAUCCUUUUUGACCCAGAAAUCGGUUUCUGCUAAAAGUUGUGCACCAGAAGUUCUAACUUCAGGCAACGCAGAUCUGGCAUGCACUUUAGAUUUAUCUUCUUUAACAGAAGAUAAAGUUGAAUUGGAUGGAGUUCUUGUGGUGAAGCAAACUUAUCCAAUUAGAGAGGUGUGGAUACAAAAAAGAAAAGCCUGGAUACCAACUGCCAUGAUAGUGGUUUGUGAUGCUUCCGCCAAUGAGAAGGAGCUUAUUAUGUGGGGAAAGCAAUGCAAGAAUAUUUUACUCUUGACAACAGGCACUAUAUUAUAUGCACGAAAUCUGAUUGUUAAAAAAUUUAGAGAAAACUGUGUGUUGAAUAUGACUAAAAACAGUGUGUGUUCUGUAAUUGGAUCAUUUGAUGAUGUUCCCAAUGAAACAAAAUUAGAUGAUUCAUUACAAGCAUUUGUUAACCGCAUUGAAGCUCUUAAAACUCAUUUUAGUUGGUAUAAGCAAAAGAAUGUGGCUUACAAACCUAGGGCAAUCAGAUUCUGCGUUUACAAUGAACUUAAGCCAGGCAGUCUCACACAUACACAAGCAGGAAUAGUUUCAAUAAGUUCAUCUAGCAAGUCAACAACUGACCAUAAUCCUAUGAGAAUUACAGUAUCAUUGCCUGAAAAUACACAACCGUGUGCACUAUUUUUACACGGAAGUGCACAGAUCUGGAGAAAAAAACUUGUUUUACUGAGAAAAUAUAUGUGGGAGUUCUUUUACUUGGCUUGUAGCUGUUCUAAUGAUGGUGACACAAUAGAGUUGCACACAACAAUCAUUUCUACUGCUAAACCCAUCUUCGAUGAUAUUUCGGACACUAAAACUUCAAACAUUUCUAUAACCAGUGUUAAACAAUUUGAUAAUUUAACUAAAUUUAAAGAGUUACACUGUGAAGUGCAGUUAUGUGGCAUAGUAACGAAAUCAGUAAUUUGCCAACUUGGUAGUAGACAAUUGUUAUUGACAAAUGAAACACCAAUUCAUUUGAUAGAAAGGGUGAUAAAUAAAUGCUUUAAAGUUGGACAUAAUGAUGAUACCUUUACAACACAAAGCUUCUUUGAAAAUGGAGAAAGUGCAACUCCUAUUAAUUUAAUCAUUCCAACAAAUGAGAUUGGAGUUCUCACUAUGCAAGUAAAGAAGCUUCUUUUUCAGAAGAACUCUAUAGAAGUGAAAUUAGAAGACACAGUUGUUAUAUUCACUGGUUUUGUCAGUGAUGAAACAUCUAAAAACUGACUUCUGAUUUACUAAAUGAUCGCCAUAUUUCAGACAAGCUAGUUGGGAAUAUCGGCACUCUCAGUGAAGUCCUAUUUUUUUUUUAUUCUGUUGUCUCAGCUUGAUAUAAAUAUUAGGCGAAACCUCUGAAAUAUUUAUUCUAAUCCUGAAAUGAUUUCAACCAUUCCAUUUGUAGAUAAAUGCUAUAAAUAUAUUUAUUGCACAACAUAUACUAUUUGACAUUAGGUAUUUCACAAUCACGCAGACACAGGCAGAUGAGCAUAUUUCACUAUGGAACUUUGACAAGAUGUCAUUUUUACACUGGGGAGAAAAUAAUACAUCGCAUUGCGAGAUAUAGCCAUCUAAUACUGGGAAGACUUGCCC